UCCGUGUAAAAAAAGAUCAUUUCUUUGGUUUUUAUUUUUUAUUCAUUAUUAUAAAGAGGAAAAGUCUCAAGCUUUCUUCAUCAAAUGGAGGGAGAUCGCAUUAAAAUGUGAACUUUCCCCUUCGAUGAUAAUGAGCGGGAGCAGUCUAAGGCCGCGCCCACCAACAUUCUCCGGCGGAGGUGGCGCGUUCUAGUGGCGGCGGGGGAGAAAGAACAAUGGGCCAAGGGCUGAGCUGCUGGCACGGCCAGGGAAAUGGGAUGCUCAGGGCGGUCAAGUUCGGGGAUUUGGAUGCUGUGGAAGCUCUAUUGGAGAGAUACCCGACUCUGUCGGAGCUGAGCACUGUCUAUGGUCGUCAGUCGGUCCUCCAUUUAGCUGCUGCCAGUGGCCAUAUCGAGAUCCUGUCUAUGCUGUUAAAUCGGUCUGUGAACCCAGAUUUAUUGAACCGUCACAAACAGACUCCUCUUAUGUUGGCUGCCAUGCAUGGGAAUAUCAGCUGCGUAAGCAAGUUGCUUGAAGCUGGGGCCAAUGUCUUGAUGUUUGAUUCUGUUAAGGGAAGGACUUGCUUGCACCAUGCUGCCUACUAUGGCCAUUCGCAUUGCCUUGAAGCGAUUCUUUCGGCUGCUCAAUCUAGUCCUGUGUCUGCUUCAUGGGGAUAUGCGAGGUUCGUGAAUAUUAGAGAUGGAAGAGGAGCCACCCCAUUACAUUUGGCAGCCCGACAAGCGCAUGAUCGUUGUGUGCACAUCCUAUUGGAGAAUGGAGCUCUUGUUUGUGCUUCGACUAGUAGAUACGGAUACCCUGGAAGCAGUCCUCUUCAUUUGGCAGCUCAAGUAGGAUCUCUCGAUUGCAUCCGUGAAUUGCUUGCCUGGGGAGCUGAUAGGCUUCAAAGAGAUUCAUCCGGGAGAAUACCGUAUGUGGUUGCUCUCAAGCACAAGCAUAAUGCAUGUGCAGCUCUGCUGGAUCCAGCAUCAGCAGAGCCUCUUGUGUGGCCAUCUCCGUUGAAGCUUAUCAGCGAGCUUAAUCACGAGGCAAAGGCCCUCCUUGAAAAGGCAUUAAUGGAUGCUAAUAAGGAGAGGGAGAAGAGCAUCUUGAAGGGAACUCUGUACUCUCUUCCAUCUCCGUCACGCUCCGAGGUUGGGGUUGAUGAUGAUGUGUCAGAGGCAAGUGAAACCGACUUAUGCUGCAUAUGCUUUGACCAGUUAUGCUCAAUCGAGGUCCAGGACUGUAGCCACCGAAUGUGUGCUCAAUGCAUACUCUCGCUUUGCUGCCACAACAAGCCCAACCCAACAACUUCAUGCCUAGCCCCUCCCAUCUGCCCCUUCUGCCGAAGCUCGAUAUCAGGCCUCGUAGUUGCAAAGGUUAGAGUUCCUGAGGAGCCUGAUCAUCAUGACAUAACCGAGGUUAGCUCCUCCUCCAAGCCGAGGAAGUCAUGGAAGUCUCAGGGUCUCUGUGAGGGAAGCAGCAGUUUAAAGGGAUUAUUGGUUAUGGGUUCCUUCAAGAUGGGCGGCCGACUUUCUGCUGAAAACGAAUGGAUCGAUAAGCCAUGAAAGAAUAUCUGUUGACUGCUGUCAUUGAUUCCAGAAUGAUUAAGAAGGCAGUGAAUUGGUGCAUUUUGGGUCUAUUCUAUUCAUGAUCACCCUGUUUUUCCCUCGAGAAGGGAAUGAAGGGAAGAGAAUGGAAAAGCCAUUCUUUUUCCAUGGCUCUGCGCUGCUGGCACAGCAUAAGCCAUAUGGAAUGGAUUCAUCCAAGGAGAAAAGUCAAAGAUACGUACCAUCGGGUUCAUUGUAUCGUAUGAAUAAUAUAGAAAUGAUAGAAGAUGUGGGCCGGGCUUUAUGGUGGGCCAUGUGAUAAUAUGUCUGGUGUGGGUUCAGUAAAUUAUAACGUGUUCUGUCUCCUCUUGAACGAGGAAGAGCGUCAAAUGAUCAUCUCUCAUGGAUUUUCCCAAGCAA
Messenger RNA from Punica granatum (pomegranate), 1946 nucleotides. NCBI's taxonomy places the organism in Eukaryota, Viridiplantae, Streptophyta, Magnoliopsida, Myrtales, Lythraceae. The record is from RefSeq and is a predicted model, not a curated record.